Molecule: messenger RNA, 393 nt
Organism: Rotaria sordida
Lineage: Eukaryota; Metazoa; Rotifera; Eurotatoria; Philodinida; Philodinidae
Source: the annotation of a GenBank genome assembly
AUGCCGAAAUUCUUUAUAUUAUCUAAGCUAAUUACUUUGUUUUUAUUCAUUAUUGCACUUGAAUUAUCAAUUGAAUUAUCACAAGCAGCACCAUUGAAUAAACGUCGUACAGUAGAUAUGGAUAGUCCCAAUGAUAAUGAAGUACAUCAACAACGUCGAAUGUAUGAUUUAAACAAAUUACGACAUUUUCUAUUAACAUCAAGUGAAGCACAACGAGCUGCAAGACGAACUAAACAAAAUUUGUAUAAGCAGCAAUUGGUUGGUGAAUAUUUUAAAUUAGUUAAUGACGAAAAUUCAGAUCGGUUACAAGAAGUGAAAAAACGCACAACAUACUGUAGUAUUCAAGAUAUCUUGCACGGAUCUCUUUGCCGUCGGCAUGCUAUUGAUCAUUAA